Molecule: messenger RNA, 507 nt
Organism: Arachis ipaensis
Lineage: Eukaryota; Viridiplantae; Streptophyta; Magnoliopsida; Fabales; Fabaceae
Source: RefSeq, a predicted model, not a curated record
AUGUCGACUCGCAGACGCGGUCGUGAGCGAGGAAGAGGUAGACUAGGAAAUACGAACCUUGAAACGAUAGGAAAUGACCCUGUGAACUUUAUGGCCACCCUGGAAAACAUGGCUGCGGCUAUGCAUGCGACUGUUGAGGCGUUAGGCAACCAAACCAAUAAUGGGAAUGGCGAUAAUGGUGGAAAUGGGCCAAUGAUGCUCACCACUUUUCUGAAGAUACAUCUACCGACAUUCGGAGGAACCACGAACCCUACUGAGGCUGAUAAUUGGUUUCAAAAGAUUGAGCAGGCUUUACACACACAGCAAGUCCCUGAAGAUCAACGUGUUGAAUUUGCAACUUAUCAAUUGGCAGGUGAAGCUCAGUAUUGGUGGCAAGGGACGCAACGCCUUCUGCAGCAGUGUGAUGCUACUAUACCUUGGGAUGCUUUCCGAACUGAGUUUUACAAGAAAUACUUCCCCAAUUCGGUCAAGACAGCUAAGGAACUUGAACUGUUGCAGCUGAAGUAG